Thamnophis sirtalis is the source of this 522-nucleotide messenger RNA. The record is from RefSeq and is a predicted model, not a curated record. Lineage: Eukaryota; Metazoa; Chordata; Lepidosauria; Squamata; Natricidae.
AUGCUUGUAGGGGACUCGGACUUCAAACACUUUGAAAAUGCUCUAUACCCAGGAACUGCAUUUGUGUACUGGAUCAAGGGCAAAUGUAUCCAGGUUUUAUCUGCCAUCUUCAGUGUUCUGUUGAUUUACAUCCUGAUGGUUUUCCUCUUAUACGAGGCUGUUCAGCGAACAAUCCACAUGGACUACGAGAUUAAUGGAGAUGUAAUGCUCAUCACUGCAGCUGUUGGGGUCGCCGUAAACCUCAUAAUGGGCUUUUUGCUGAGCCAGUCUGGUCACCUCCACUCCCAUUCUCACGCGCCUUCAUCAGUUCCUCCCUCCGGCUCUUCCGCUGCAGCCCCUGGGCAUUCUCACAGUCACGGCCAUGGCAGCUUGGCUGUGAGAGCGGCCUUCGUCCACGCCCUGGGAGACUUGGUCCAAAGUAUUGGCGUGCUUGUCGCUGCGUACAUCAUUCGAUUUAAGCCAGACCGCACUGUGCUUACUCCGCCCCAUUUGCAAAAACAUUCAGUACAGUACAAAGGUUAA